UAAGACAUCCUUUGUAAAGGGCGUUCCUGCUACUGCGUUAAGUAUUUACUCCACCCGCAAAGCAAUCGUAAAUAAUAAAAGAAAGUUUGUCCAACCCCUCAGAGAGUUUCGAUGUAUUAAAACAUAAAUAAGGCAUCAAGUUACCAACAUAGAAUCGAGCAAAUCAGUAAGGAGUAAUUAAGUAAAUAACGUUAGCAAACAUCUCGGACCCAGGCAGGACGGAAAUUAAUGAAAUUAAAUUCAGCGGCAUUAGUUUGACGUCAUAGCCGUGCCUUGCGCCAUCUAGUAGUCAUGUUACAAACUUAAACAACGCGUUGACAGCUCUUGCGUUAAGUUUUCCGGACAUGGCAACCUUUGGCUUUAGGAUUAUUUUUCGUUUUCUUUUUUAUAGACGAUUCUUAUCUUAAUUUAUACACAGAUGAUGAAAAUAAAUAUAAAUUUCAUGAUCGUAAACUUAUUUCGCUUACAUUUUAUUGUUUCGAGAUGUUAUGCCUGUUUUUCAAGCCUUUCAGGCUUUCAGCCGUCCUGGCGAAUAUUUUGUAAUGGCAACACUGACAUCCAGUCCAUCAAGGAAGUGCAAGGAGGCUACUCGCCAAAAAUAAUACAUUUUCGUUAUUUUUAUUUUAUACAAAUCUAAUUAUUUGUUAUAAAUGUAGUCGCAAACGUUACUUAGCUAGUCAACUAAGUGUCGCACAAUGUUAAAAAUUGAAAGUGAAAUUGUGUUUGACAGAAGAAAACUAGGCAGGUGUGACAGCAAGAAUACCGCAUAGAGGAUAUCAAGGGGAAAAAAUAUAGAAUCUGACCCAAUUUGGUUUUUUAAUGCUGAAUAUGGGUAAAAGUGAGCUGAGCUUGGAUUCGGCGAGUGUUUCGGUCAGGAGCGCCUUGGCAAAUCGUCGUCAUAACAUUUGACCCAGUUAGUGGCUGUGCGUUGACCUAUGCCAUGGAACUGUAUGCGGACUGUGGCACGAUGUUAUUUUUAGGAUACAGCUUUGCAGAUAAUUAAAUAUUUAUAGAUGCUGUACGCGAUACUAGAUCGGAAAACAGAUAACAAACGAAAGUUUCCUUGACCUUUUCCUCUGCAGAAUGGUGAAGAAUGUACAUAUAAUGGGAUAGCUAUAAGAAACUCCUGGCAAAUAAUACCAUAAUAAUGCACAUAGAAAGAAGAUGACUUCCUCUCAAGGGAUCAAUUUACUCAUAGCACUAUUUACAUACACACACCGCGCAAUUCUUUGACUGUAAAAUGAAGAUACAAUUCUAAAUUCGAAGAGUCAUAUCAAAUCCAAAAGUUAUAACUGUACUUACAAUGGUUACUUAGGUUACUUACAGUGGUUACUGGUGUAGGGUUUUUAGCUCGCGUGGGCUGGUAUAGGGCCAAGUGCCCCCACGUGGUCACGCAGGAGUUAUGAAGAAGCAAAAUGUUCGAACACUAUCGUUGAUUGUGUGUACAUUCACAUAUUUGUUGGUUGGUGCGGCGGUUUUUGACGCUCUCGAGUCUACUACGGAGAGGAACAGAUUUGAAGUUUUACAAGCAAUCGAAGGCAUGAUAAUCCGGAAGUACAACAUAACGGAAGAGGACUUCCGCGUGAUGGAAACGGUGGUGCUGAAGUCGGAGCCUCACAAGGCCGGCCAGCAGUGGAAGUUCACCGGCGCAUUCUAUUACGCCACCACCGUGCUUACUACCAUUGGCUACGGGCACUCGACGCCCGCGACGGUCGGCGGCAAGUUGUUCACGAUGUUCUACGCGAUCGUCGGCAUUCCCCUCGGCCUCAUCAUGUUCCAGAGCAUCGGUGAACGGGUCAACAGGCUUAGCAGCGUCAUAAUAAAGUCCCUGAAACACGCGCUGAACUGCAAAGCCACCAGCGCGUCUGAGGUGGACCUCAUAUGUGUGGUGACGACUUUAUCAUCGCUCACAAUCGCUGGUGGAGCCGCGGCGUUCUCCAAGUUUGAGGGUUGGAGCUACUUCGACAGCGUUUACUAUUGCUUCAUCACGCUUACCACUAUCGGUUUCGGUGACAUGGUAGCCCUGCAAAAGGACAACGCGCUCAACCGCAAGCCCUCGUACGUGAUGUUCGCGCUCAUCUUCAUCCUGUUCGGGCUGGCCAUAGUGGCCGCCUGUCUCAACUUGUUGGUGCUCCGGUUCGUGACCAUGAACACGGAGGAUGAAAAACGAGACCAGGCGCAGGCGGAACAGGCGCAGCAAGUGGCAGUGCGACUGGAAGGCGACGUGAUCACGGCCGACGGGGCGGUCCUGCGCGGAGUCGCGCGCGGCACGCGGCUGCCGGCCUCCGGUCAAGGCGACACGUCCAUGAUGCCGCUGUACGUCGACGACGAGUACCCGCCGAGCGUCUGCAGCUGCUCAUGCAACUGCUUUGGACCUAACAAAUCGAUGCUCUACCGGGACCCCUUGUCCCCGGUGCCGCCGACCAACAUGAAGCAAAUCAAAACCAAGAGCUACCGCGAGCUCGGCAACCUGCCGCGCUACAUCGAGAAGGCCUCCUCCAAGAACCGCAGCCAGUCGUUGCGGCUCAACUCCGCCUCCGGCUAUCUAUACAUGAACGCCAAGACCAACAGCUUCCAACUUGAGCCGGACGACUUCAGGGAAAUAGUUGCCAAGCGCAGAGAACAGCUCCGGAAAGGCAUGAUGAUGUACGAAAUGAGCUGCAACAACAAUGAACAGUAUCUCCAUCCGUACAGACAUAGCACUAGCACCAGAGUCGAGACCAGCCCGCACAGCUCCUCGCUGUACUCCAUGAACAUGAGAUCCGACAACCGGAGCAACGAUCCGCUCGUCGAUGACUAUGAUUCAGAAAAAUCUAGCUAUGCCCGGAAGAAAUUACUUAAAAACAUAGCGAGAAACACUUGCAAACAGGAAAAUUACUUCUACGAUGAUGCUGUGUUACAUUUCGAUGAUGAGUACGCUUUCGAUGGCUCGAUACUGUUCGCUAAGCGGAGAAAAUCAGUAGAUAGAAACUGGGAUUUUGCCAUGCCGAAGCAAGAUCCGGACCAAAUAUCCAACGAAAGCUUCGGGUACUAUCUACCCGACGAUGACGAAUUAGAGCAGUACUACGCCAAUGAUACUCUAACGUUCAACCUGCCACCCCAUCGUGCGAGCAUUUAGUGACGUGCAAAACAGUUGUGCCAAAGAUAGGUUAGUGUUAGUUCCAAACUAAAAAUGGGCCAAUUAAUACUACGGUUAAAGUAGACUUUUACAAUUUUGCGGUAGAAUUUGAACGUUAUAGCUUUUACACAUAGUGUGUAGUCGCGUUUUUUAUUAAUGUUCCAUGGAUUGAGCUUGGCUUCCUGUAGAUAUUGUACAGUGUUUCAGCGGCUUCUUAGUGUGCGUGGGGGACGAGCGCCGGCCUCUCAGUCUGGCAAGUACUGUUUUUUUUUAUUAAGCAAUGACUGAAUGUAUGACUUCCUUGUUUGAAUGUUAAAAAUAAGGAAGUUCCCUCUUAAAUGCGUAAUCUCUUUGCCAAAACAUACAAUCAUUAUACAACAUUAACUGGUUGUCUUCCAUAAAAGCCAAAGUAAUCAAAACAUCUUUAUCUUUUAAGUAAUUAUGAAGUAUGAUUUGUUUAACAGAAAUACUAAGCUUUAGUAACUAUUUGUUGUUAUGAAUCUGAUCAAAUAUGAUUGAAAAUUACAUUUUAUUAUUCUCUACUAGAGGGAAUCAGUGGAAAUAUUUCAGGCCAGUAUAACCAAGUGCCAAAUUUACUUGUUAUUUAUGAAAACUUAACAUAGAAUUAUUACAAAACAAUAUAACAAAUUUAUUAAUGGCCUAGCCAUUUAAAUAAAUCA
Messenger RNA from Cydia splendana, 3798 nucleotides. Its product is annotated as potassium channel subfamily K member 9-like. Bases 1403 to 3118 code for a protein of 571 amino acids. The record is from RefSeq and is a predicted model, not a curated record. Gene Ontology annotation, biological process: potassium ion transmembrane transport; stabilization of membrane potential. Gene Ontology annotation, cellular component: plasma membrane. Gene Ontology annotation, molecular function: outward rectifier potassium channel activity; potassium ion leak channel activity. NCBI's taxonomy places the organism in Eukaryota, Metazoa, Arthropoda, Insecta, Lepidoptera, Tortricidae. The transcript is spliced from 9 exons.